AUGGCUUGGCUCGUGGCUCCCGUGUUAGUCGCCAUGGCCGCGCUCCCGCGGGUAUCGGGGCACACUGGACCCAGCAAACUGUCCGCCAUUCAGCCACCAACGUUCGCGCUGGACCCAGAUAUUACCCUUGAAGUCGGUCCCACUCUCCUCUUCGAAAGCGGGCAGUGGGUCACGGUUUCAUGGAGCGGGAUCGAGUCUUGGAUGUUCCCGGAUGCCUUCGUGGCUGCGUUUUCUCCGGGGACUGCCCUGGAUUACCCCGCCACCGUAAAGGAAGUCGCUCCCAUAAAGUACCAGUUCUUGACAGCCGAGAAACCUUUCCCCGGGGUUGGUCAUGAGGCGGAAACGGGUGCCGUGGAGAGCCUGAGGUUUAGGCUUUUGAACUUGAGGGAUGCGGAAGGGUAUCGCUUCGGCCUGUUCAAGGGCGGGGUCGAGGAUCCGGUGCUUGUGGCCAGGACAACAGAAGCGGUCACGUUCGCUCAGCCGUUUGAGGUGCUACACUUACACCUAGCGUUGACCUCUGAUGUGGAUUCGAUGCGUGUCUCGUGGGUGACCGGGGAGGCAUCACAAGCACCGGCCGUCAUGUUCCGUGAGGUUGCCGUUGGGGCGCAGGAAGGGGUGACAGAAACACAGGUCGACCCUUGGCAGGAAGUUGCGGCGGAGUCUUCUAUCACAUACGGUCGCGAGGAUAUGUGUGGGGAACCGGCGACCUCGAAUGGCUUCCACAACCCCGGACUCUUGCACUCUGCCGUGUUGCCCGGCCUCAUCCCGGGGCAUCCCUACGAGUACAAAGCCGGGGACUCCGAUGCCCAAGAAUGGGGGUCUUCUUCAUUCUUCUACGCCCCGCCGGUUUCCUCGGGAACAACAGCCGCGCAUCAGCAACGCGCUGGUUCACCGGAACAACCCUCAUCGGCAGGUGCUGCUUUCUCCCCGCCGCUGGUAAACACGGUUACUGCUUCAGGUGAUGCUAGUACCGCAGACAUGAGUGGCAAGGGGUCGCGCCCAGAGAUGGCUGCGUUGGCGCCGUCUGAGCUGGAUAACGCGUCAGGAAUAGGAGCAGAAGGAAUAGCGUGGGAUCCCGACGCCGUCAAAGUUGCUGUUUUUGGAGACAUGGGCACGGCGGAACUCGACGGCACGCUCGACGCCGGACACACGAGCGAGCCGCCGUCUAUCCGAACAGUGGGCAUCCUCAAUGACCACCUGAGGGGAGGUGCGGGUGUUCGGGCCGUAGGCAGCAGUGGCGGCGGUGAUGGGGUUUCGACAGGUCCAACUGGUGGAGGGGAAGAACCGCAGCUCGGCUUGGUUCUGCACAUCGGGGACCUGAGCUAUGCAAGGGGGUACGAUGCCCAGUGGGACGAGUACAUGGACCAGAUCAAGCACGUCGCAUCGACUGUUCCUUGGAUGGUGGGUGUGGGGAAUCACGAGCGAGAUUACCCCACGACUUCCGAGUCACCCGUUCGCCAAGAGCUCUCAUUCUUCACCGGUACAGACUCUGGAGGGGACUGUGGUGUGCCGACAGCGUUCAGGUUCAUCAUGCCCGGGGCGGCGGAGGAGCCCACGGCGGAUUGUCCGUGGUACGGGUUUGAUUUCGGCCCGGUGCACUUCACCGUUAUGUCGACAGAGCACAACUUCUCGGUGGGCUCCAAGCAGUACGCGUUCAUCAAGGAAGACCUCGCCGGCGUAGACCGCGCCAAGACCCCAUGGAUCGUCUUCUCGGGACACCGGCCCAUGUACGUCAACAGCGGCGGCGCGGGGGCGGGAGAGUGCGAGGGUGCUGCGGCUUUGGAGCCAAACUGCGCUAACGACCAGCCGGUUGCGAGGUCGCUUCGUGCUGCCCUUGAGCCAUUGCUCAUCGAGUACCAGGUAGACCUUGCAGUCUAUGGACACCAUCACAGCUACCAGCGUACCUGCAGAGUCGCCAACGAGACUUGCGUGGGACCGUCUUCUCGGACCUACUCCAGUCAGUAUCAAGAGUAUCAAGAGCAUCAAGAUUACACCGCCCCCGUGCACGUUGUCAUGGGAAUGGCGGGCAUGGGUCUGUCUCAAAAUAUGGUCAGCCCGAGGCCGGAGUGGGUGGAGUACGCGACGGACCGGGAGUUUGGCCUGGGGAUGAUCGUUGCUGAUUCCUCCAAGCUGCAGCUGUCGUUCAUCCUCGACGCUGAUGGGCAGGUUGGAGACGAGGUGGUACUGGUACGACUGCCGCCACCUUCGACAUCUGCUGUGGAGGAGGAUGGAAUUCCUGUCGAAGGGGCGGAAUUGUCUCGAGGAUACGCAUAUGAGAAACGAAAUCAUGCCCGCAAAAGAGAGAUCUCGAAAGCCAUUGGAGAGGGCAACACGAGGCGUUCGAAAAGGGUUACAGGUUGAACUUCACGAGUAUUCGACGCGAGUGUUUGCUGCUUGCUGUAUACAAUUGUCCAUACAAUGAUGUUUUGUUUACGUUGAAAUGUUUUCCCCCUGGGUGUUUGUGGUAUUUUAGUCGUCACACUAUUCGUGGCCGUGUGCUUGCUUACUGUGAUUUUUUGUUGUCGCGGGCAGGAGUUUUAGUGAGAUCAGGGUUCCACUGGUAAGUGGAGGGAACUUUUUGUUGCUUUUUGGAGCCAGCUUUAGUCAGUCGCACCAGGUCAAGUUUCUACAGCUUGCGCACGCUCAACUCGAGUGACUCUUUCAUUGGAUGGCCCGUUGUUUUCAUUUGUGUAGACUGUAGUGUUGCUGGUUUCACAUUAAGAACAGUUUGGGUGUGCAGUUGACCGUCCAGCAUACGUGCCGGCCCAAAUGCGCGUUCUGCGAUCAAGUGAAUUACUUUUUUGUUUUUUGUUUUGGGGACGCAAUAUCCGCCGGAUACUGUAGAGCUCCAAUCCGUGAUC
Messenger RNA from Ectocarpus siliculosus, 2861 nucleotides. The record is from the annotation of a GenBank genome assembly. Lineage: Eukaryota; Phaeophyceae; Ectocarpales; Ectocarpaceae.